ACAUUUGAUAAUAUUAAAACAUGUUUUGAAAAAAAUAAUUAUCGAUUAUAAUUUAUGAACCUCUGGUAAACCAUAUUUUCUUUUGUAGACAUUUAUGUCUAAUAAUAAUUUCUAUGUAUUUUACUAAACUUAAGAGCAUCUAUAAUCUGUAUUCUUUGUAAUUCGUUGAAAGUAAGUAAAUUUUUUUUAUUCUUAUAUAAAUAGUUACUUAUCUACCUAAAGGCUAAACAUAUAAUAUGCUAAUGUGAAAUAAAACUGAUUUAGGAAUUUGAUAGAUAAAAAUAUAUUAUAUAUUUGUUGAAAAUGUAUUCUUAAUGUUUUUAUAAUUUAGCACAAGUUAUAUUUUUAAAUUUGUAUAUGCUACAUCCACCCCUGAAUGUAAAAUAAUUAGGCAUUAUUAUAUAAAUUAAGGUAUUCUUCAUUACAUUUUUAUUUUCAUUAUUAUAUUUAUUAGUAAAAAUGCAAGUAUAGUAGGGCUUGUUUAAUAUAUUAUUUGGGAUUCCUAUAGUUAUAGUACAUACUUUUUUUUAUAAAUAAACUAUUUCACUUAACCUGUGCUUAUUAUGUAUAGUAGGCAACUACUUUAAUCAGUUGAUCUAUUUGUUUUAUAUAUUUAAUUGAGUUUAUUAAGUUACAAAUUAAAAUCUAACAAAAUUAUAUGCAUGGUAAUGAAAGAAUUUUUCAUAUAUAUAUUUUUAAUAUUGCACAAUUAUAAUCUAGAACUAGUUCAUACUCUUUUUAUUGGAUUCUUUCCUCACAAAAUAAAAUACAUAUGAAAUAUUUCGCAGAACAAAGAUGUUUAAUAUUUAUACAACAUAGGAUGGAGUCAUCACCAAUGGCUAGUAAAAUAAUUAAUUGUAAAUUAAUACAGCAAUAAUGAUAUGGAUUAUAAAAUUCAAAAAUUAUAUUAUUUAAAAAUAAAAUAUAAAUUGGUAGUCCUAGAAAGGACCUUUAUAUAUUGGGAAAAUAUUUUUCAGGAAAAGUAUAACGUAGGAAAAUAAAAAUGAUGUUAUCACAUUAUAACAUUAUAAUUUAGUAAUAUUGAAAAUUAUAUACAUAUAAUAAGAAUAUAAAAAUUAUAGGUUUAUAAUUUUCAUUAAACUUUAUUUGAUAAUAGUUAAAUGGAGUAUUGUUUUCCAACUUGUUUUAAUGUGUAUACAACAUACUCCUUAAACAAAAUCUUCUCUGAUCCUUUAUUUGAUUUUAUAAUUUCCACAGUUUGUAAGUCACAACACAAUACACGACACUGAGCAUAGAGACAGUCAGCACAAUCUUACUAACGUAUUUGUAUACACUAUUAAUAUACCCCAGUUUAACUAUUUAUCGUGAUAGGUAAUUUACAACUGAUAAUAUUGUAUUUUUAAUUUUGAAAGUAAAAGUAUUUUAGCAUUUCUACUGGGAAUUUUUAGUGCUAAACAAUUAUCUAUGUAUCUAUAGUACAUGUUAUGUUAGGUUAUAAACAAAUAAUAAAUUUGAAAAAUGUUCAGCUUUUAGAUUGAAUUAUUUAAAAAAUUUAAUUCCUAAUAUUAAAAAUGUAUAAACAAUGCUGUGCGUAUCUAAUGCAUUUCAUCUAAAUAAUAUGGUAAUAAUACAAAUUUCACUCUGAAUAAUUACAUUAGGUACCAUUUAUAAUAACUGAAAUAUUGUAAAUCACUUUAAGCAACAGGAAUAGUUUAAUCUCAUAUGUAAUGUAUCUUAUGUAUAUUACUAAACAUAACACUUUUUAAAUAUUUUUUGUUGUAGUAGUUAAUUAAUUAAUCUUUGAGAUGUUUAAUUUAUUAUAUUAUUAAGUUAUAGAAAAAAAAAAGUGAAUACAUUUAAUAUAUAACUAUUGUUUUAGGAUAAUAUUAAAUAUGGAAUCCAGACUAGCUAACGGAUUAAAAUUAUUGUAUAUACCAAAAAAAACUAGAAUCAGUUCUGGUAUUGGUAAUCGUCUUCCAGAAGCAUAUAAGAAAUUCUAUAAAGAAUGGCGUCAUCAGACUCCAGAACCAAUUUAUUAUCAACCCAAACAGGGAAAAUGGACCAGAGAUGAAAAAACUGGAGCAGUAAUUCCUGUCCAGAACAUACCAAUACCUUUAAAAUAUCCAAAAACAAUGAAUUCUGGCAUUUGGGGAGGAGAAGCUGUCAUUCAAGGUUUCAAGCAAGGCGGUGGUAAAUAUAAGAGCCGGGUACCAUAUUUUUGGACACCUACUCUUAAGAAAACAGUUGUGUAUAGUGAAGUUUUAAAUAAGUAUAUGUCUACUACAGUAACUCAAAGAGGAUUUGAUCUAAUUAAUAAAAGUUAUGGUUUAGAUCAUUACCUAUUAAAAACAAGUGCAUGUAAUUUAAAAACGGUAUUAACAUUAAAAUUGAAGCGUAAGAUUUUAAUGGCUUUAAGAGAUAAAACAUUAUAUCCGGAUAAUUUUGUAAAACAACAAGAAGUAUAUGAUAAGUACAAACAUUACUUAGCAGAUUACACUCAUGAUGAAAUAGAAUGGUAUGGAUUGACAUUUAAUGAAGCAUUACUAAAACUACAAGAUAUAGAUGACAUCAGUGAAGUAAAAAAAGAGCCAUUGAAAGUGAAGUAUAGAGCUGAAUUAAUUGAAGAAUUAAACAAUAGUGAUGAAAUUAAAGAGGAAAAACAGAGUUGGUUGAAUAAACUUAACCCUUUUGCUAAUAAGUAAAUUGUCAUAUUAUAAUUCAAUGUAAAAA
Cinara cedri is the source of this 2691-nucleotide messenger RNA. Lineage: Eukaryota; Metazoa; Arthropoda; Insecta; Hemiptera; Aphididae. The record is from the annotation of a GenBank genome assembly.